UGGAUGAGAGGGCCACAAAACUCUGCGCCUCAUAAAAGGAGGCUCUGUUAGGUGCAGGAUCCUCAAAACAGCCUCAAGCCUCUGCAGCCAGUGUAUUUGUUUAUUCUUUUCAUUUGUCUUCUUCAAAAAAACGUCAACGUACAGUAGGUCGCGUAUAAUUUAAUUCGAAAGCAACAAAGCUGAUUUCAGCGUUGGACAAAAAAUGACGGUGGAGCAGAGGAUCGUGCUCUGCUGAGCUGGUCGGAAGCACCCCGAGUUUUGCCUUGAGAAGGGGGUGUCGGGUGCUCCUUAUUCCAUGAUUUAUUCCAGUACCCCUUUCCCUUGUUUUCCGGGGACUGACUUUAUUCCCGACUGGAUAUUUGGAUUCUGAGUGCUGUACUUCACAUCUUGACAAUUACACAUUUGAUCAAUGUCUCGGUUUCUUUAACUCCAGGUAAAACUGUCGAGACCCUACUGGUAAUUAACCGGUAUUUCUUUUCUCAGAAGUAUCCAGUCGACCUGUUACACAGGUGUGCUGGGAGCCCGGACGGAGCCGCACAGCGCAGACAUGUCCUGCGUCCGGAGAAGCCAAACGGCCCGUGUUCCCACCAGAAGAAGACAAGACGUGAGAAUGACACCGUUUCGGAAACAGGCCGCAAGUGCACCGGCGAGAUGCUCGGCUGAAGGGACGAGAAAGGGAUACAGAGAAGUUGUAGCCCUCCCUCCGCUCGUCAAGGUCUCGUCCUCCCUCCCUGUGUCUCAGGACGUUAGCAACAGUAUUCAAAAUUCAUCCCAGAAACUUCAAGAUCUGUUCUUCGCUCCUCACCUUAUUAAGCCCCACAGGGCAUUUCACAGACCACCGGACUCCAAGGCCGUGGGGGACAGGAAGCUGAACAGCCACUGGAAUGUGCCUUAUAAAAAAGUCAGUGUGGAAGCACAGUCGCAGAUCAAAGCUCACCUACGGCACCAUUUCCACAAUCGACAUGGAAAAAGAGGUGACCAGCGAGGAGACACCUUUACAACAGCAGCAGACAAUGGCAAUGAAACGCUAUAUGUACUGAAAACUGAAAGCUUUUUAUUAAAGGACAGGGGUUUAAAAACGUUGCUAGAUGAAGAGGACCAGCAGGCUGUUGUUGAGAUUCCUUGCAAGUUAUUCCAGAGCCUCACAAUGCUGCAGGAUCACAGAGAGCUGUUGGAGAGCUGCUACGCUGGAUCCCCGGGAACAAGCAGUGACUGGACUGUCAGCUCGGAGUCACUGCAUCCAGAGGCUUCAUCACACACCCCACUGCCCAGCCUCAAAGGUCUCCAUAAAGCAACUUUACCAAACGCAGACAAUGCUAACUCCAGCCGCGAGGCCAAAGGGAGGCAGUUAUCGAGUGAGUGCAAGACUGACCUCCUGCUCUCCGACGAUGACAAAAUCAGAGACAUAAUCAGAGGAAAUGUCAGGUUACCUUAUUCUGCGAAGAAGAAGAGAUUCAUGAUCUACAUUUGCGGGGGAUAUAGAGAUACGGUGGCAGAGAGAGAGGCGUUGAUGGCCAGUGUCUAUCCUCAGCUUUACCUCUACUGCAAGCAGCGGGGCUAUGACUUCAAGAUGAUCGACCUGCGCUGGGGAGUGGAAGAUGCCGUCAGCGACUCUCACAACACCGUGGCCCUGCACUUUGAAAUGCUCAGGCAGUGCCAGGAGUCCGAAGGGCCACAUUUUUUUUUAUUCACAGGUCAGAAGCAUGAUGCGCAAAUAUUGCCUACCAGGAUCUCCAAGACAGCCUUUGAAGCCGUUCUCAAUGUUAUCGAAAGAAAGAGGCUGGAGAUGUCACGAAGGAGGCUCUCGAAAGAAGACAGGGAGCUGAGCUCUCGAACCAGUGUCCCACAAAGCAGUGUAGAAAGUCUUUCCACUGAUACAGAUCACACAAGGCAACAAGAAAACAACUCACAGCUUUUAGACAAGGACAGCCUUUCUCAGACUUCCUUGCCUAACCAGGACAAGUUAAUCUUUUCUCAGAUGGGAGCAAAAUCUGUCUCUGAUUUUGAAAAGGAAAUAAGCCUCCUUCUUCACUGGUACAAGCUUGAUGAGAACUGUAAACCUGCUAUGUACUGUCUUCUGCCAGUCAGCACUCACUACAAAGACUUUGUCAGUAAAGACCCAUCGAGAAGACAGCAGGCGAAGAAGACUUGGCUGCACACGUCUCAGAAGCUCUGCAAGGCCCUCCAGGAGAACAGCCCUGCAUCUGGGGGAGAGAGCAGCACCUCCUCUCUCCUGAGGACAGUUGUGGACGUUGAAGUUGCACAGGGGCUUCAAACAGCUGGUCCCCCUGAAGAACACUGCCACUGGUAUAAGAGAACCAUAACGGACAUCAAGUACAACCUGGGAAGUGAGAAGGCAUCGGACUACAUCGAUAUCUUAACAAGCCAACCAGAAAUAAAUGAAACUCUGUAUGCGGCCCACCAGAAAUUUAUGGACAGCAUACAUGCAAAGCUACGUCAUACGAACAUCUACGAGUACAGUGUUGGCUGGGGCCGAGCUGGGAUCAGCCCCCAGCUCAACAGGUCCCACCUCUACUACACCCAGAGCAUCUGCAGCCACUUCCAGAGAACUGUCCUUGCUCACCUGAACAGGCUUAUAAGGUCUAAGACAUCCAGGGAAUCCCCUGAUGUCAGGAGAGGAGAAAUGUUUAGAAGACAGACUGAGGAAGAAAUUCUACUGCAUAUUCACCACAGACAUGCUCUAGACGGACGUUGCGCGCCAGGGGAGUCCGUUCUGGUGGGGUUGAGAGAGGUGGUGCAGAGUGCCAGCUGGGAGCCGGUGGUCCUGCUGGGGGAUCCAGGAUCUGGGAAAAGCACGAUCAUGGCCAGAGUGGCCUCUCUGGCCUCCAGCUGGGUGCCAGGAAAUGUGAGGGUUCUUGUCCGUUUCAUUGGAGUCACUGGAGAGAGCAGAAAUGUGCGUUUGUUGCUUCAGAGCCUGUGUUUCCAGCUAUGUGAGGUGCACAAUGUGCCCGCCAGUUUCUCCCAGAGUUUGGAGGAGCUCUCGAACAAGUUUCUGUCCCUGCUUGAGCCUGUGACCCAAGACAGCCCUGUCGUGAUUGUUCUGGAUGGACUUGAUGAGCUCUCUGAGGAGCACAACUCGGACAUCUCCUGGCUCCCAGCUUGCCUUCCAGAGCAUGUGUAUCUCAUAUUAUCCGCAUCAACAGAGUCCAGCUGUGCAGAACUACUGAAGAGGCAGGCCACAAAGCCGCACUUCCUGGUUGUGAGCCCUCUAAGCCAAGCAGACAUCCACCGGACGCUCCUUAGGAAGCUGGAGAGGGACGGCCGAAGUGUCCGAGCUGACCAGUGGAAGCUCCUAACGGAGGCCUGCGAGUCCUGCCCCUGCCCCCUGUAUCUUGAGAUCGCCUACGCGGAGAGCCGGCUGUGGACCUCCUUCGCCGCGCCGUCGGGCACGCGUCUGCCGGGGGACCUCCCCGGGCUGUACCAGGCCGUCUUAGCCAGGCUGGAGAAGGCCCACGGCGAGCAGCUUGUGAGGAAGUCCGCGUCUCUCGUCACGCUGUCCCGGAACGGGCUCCCGGAGGAGGAGCUGAUAGACCUGCUGUCCCUGGACCAGGCAGCCAUGCGGGAGGUGGAGCUGUCCCACAGGCCCUCUGCUCCCAGGCUGCCUUAUGUCCUGUGGGCGAAGCUGAGGCUGGACUUCGGGAGUCACCUGACGGAGCAGAACACAGACAACACGUACGUGCUCAACUGGGCACACUCCGCCCUGAGGCAAGCAUGCGAGCAGAGAUACCUGAAAUCCAAGGAAGUCCGGCUCUCCAUUCAUGCUGAGUACGCGAACUAUUUCUUAGGGAAGAAAUCGCCCCAUCCUGGCAACAGUGCAACCACACAUGUCUUCCAGCCUCUGGCGUGGGUGCUGGAAAAAGACUCGGUAAAGAACUACUUCUUCAACCUCCGGAAACUUCAUGGAGUGCCGUACCACCUAAUUAAGUCUGGGCAGGUCCCAACGCUGUUGACCGAGUGCCUAUUCAACUAUGAAUUUCUGCUGCACAAACUGUGGGGCUUGUCCAUUAUUGAUGUCGAAGAGGAUCUGAAGGCAGCCGUUACUCCAGAGAAGGAACUGGCCGACGUGUGUGUGCUGAGCGAGGCUCUGGAGCUGUCCCAGCAGACCCUGCUUCAGGACCCGUGCCAGCUGGCCUCCCAGCUUGUGGGGCGUCUGCAUGAGGUCCUCUCCACUGACCGCCCAGUGGCGCCCGGUGAUCCCAGGAAGUUCUCGCACCUUCACUCCCUGCUGUCCCAGUGCUAUAGCUCCUCAGUGCCUGUCCUCCUGCCCUCGUUCACCUGCCUCCUGCCCCCAGGAGGACUGGGCCACCGCCUGCUGGCAGGCCACGCCGGCGGGAUCACUGCAGUCGCCGGAGCAAAGGAGGAGCCUGUGGUCGCCACAGCUUCCCGAGACCGGACGCUGAAGAUAUGGGACCUGAACUCCGGCCGAGCAGUGAGAACCGUCCGGGGCGUCGGGAGCGGCGUCGACUCCCUCACUCUGUGCCUGGGCAACACUCUGGUGGCACUGACGGAGAGGAGGACCCUGCAGGUGUGGCACAUCGCUUCCGGGCAGAUGGUCUUCUCGGAGAACUCCCUUGACGUCCCAGUGGCCACGUCUGCUUCCGACGGGCAGCUGCUCGUGGUGUUCUAUGACGGAAGUCAGUCCCUGAAGGUGUUUGAUCUGGCAGCCUCCUGCAGAUUGCUCUAUGAUGUGACCAUCACUCCCGAUGACAACCCUAUUCACAAAGACCGCUCCAUCCUGGUUUCUCGCGGCUCUGUGAAAGAUUAUGUCCUGUUUGCCUAUAGGAGUGCCAAGGGGGCCAUGGUGCUCAGCGCCAGGAAGGCAGAGGUCGUGACAAAGCUGGUUGCCCAGCAGACAGCGGCCUCUGUCCAAGGAGUCGAAGUGACUGCAGACUACUUCCUGCUCUUUUGCAGGUACCCGUACCUGAGGCAGAAUGAAAUCGUACACAUCGAGCUGUUCAGCACCAAGAGUUUUGCAUAUCUGCGCUCCAUCAAGGGGUGCAGUAGCGACCCUUUCUCUGACCUCAAUGUGAACAGACUUGGCUCCCACGUUGUGGCGUUCUGCCCUUCAGCCGCUACUGGGACCAGCGAGAUUGUCACCUGGAACCUGGAGACAGAGGACCACAAGCACAUGGUGAAAUCUCCUGGCUUGGUUAUGGCAGGUACUUGCUCUGACCUUCGGUUCUGUCUGGGAGUGUGCAGCAACGAAAGCUACAUCCGAGUGUGGAAUUUAGCCUCUAGAAUCAACGAUCAGUCUCUCUGCUACAAUGUGUACAAAGUGAAAAGUGAUGGGGCCGAGGAUGUUGUUCCCAUGAAGAAAUAUCCCCGGUACGUUGUGUGGAGAAGCGUGACGCCUGGCACGGUGAGCGUGUGGAAGCUGGCGGAGUCGGGCUGCCGGGUCAAGCGGUUGAGCUUGGAGCGCGGGCUGUACGAAAGCGCCGACAUCGCCCUGGUCAGGGACAGGAGGCUGUUCAUCCUCACGGACAGGGGCACGGCCAGCUUCACAGACACCCCAAGGCCCAUCUUUCAGACACUCUUGAUCUAUGACCUGCUAAAGAAGAAGUACAUUAAAAAGCAGACUGGUCUGUACAUCAUCCCCUGUCAAAAGCAUGAAUACAGGAUUUUAGAUGGAGACCUACUGCUGGGACUUUCUGAGAACAGAGACCAUCUGAUCAUCUGGGACCUUGAAACAGGAUUUAUCAAAAGCCGUUUAAAACCAUUUCACAAGGAGCAGUCACUUGUCUCCUAUGCAGCAAACACUGUGUUCGGCUCUCAGGAGAGAGACAGCGAAGAGCUCCUGUCCAAAGUGAAGAGAACAAAAGCCCGCAUGACUCCCUGGGAACGUCGGAACGAGACCCAAACAGCGAAGCAGAGGAGGCUGGAGAAGGAGCUGGAAAGGGAAAGAGGAGAGCUCCAGCAGCUCUCCAAUGAGAAGCACAAUGCCAUUGAUCUGUACCUCCUCAGCGGGGACGAGCAGAUUUUGGUGUGCUCCUAUUUCGCGCACCACCUGAACGUGUUCAGCCUGGCCACGCGGACCCACACCCACACGCUGGAGGACCGGGCCUCCCUGCUGUUCCUCCACAGUGCCGCCCUCACUUACAGCGGCAGCUACCUGGCCAUCUCGAACUACAGCGACACAGAGAAAACCAGCUACGUGACACUGUGGGACUUACAGACCGGAAAGGUGCGGAAGCGCUUGAAGAACGAGCCCAGGGUGGGCUGCCUGGCGGUCACGGACGACGCGAGCAGGCUUGUCUUCGGCGUCAUGGAGGCCAACAAGGUUAAAGUUUGGGAUCCUUUCCGAAAAGCACACAAAACCAUUCCUGGUUACGAAACCCUGGAAAUGGGAGUGAACAGUAAACUGCAUGUUAUAGACGAAGGAGCAAAAGCAAUUUUACUAGCAGGGGACGUCAGCACGUGGGACCUCGACGCCGGCACGGUUCUGUCCGUCUUCACGCCCGACAGCAACAUCCGGUGCCUCUCGCUGGCCCAGGACCGCAAAACCAUGCUCCUGGGGCUGAGCGACAGCCCGGCGCUCAUCGCCAUGGCACUCGUGUCCAAGGAGAUCGCAGAAAAAUCCUCCUGCGCGGGAGCAGGCCUCUUCGCGGAGCAGUCGAGCACCAGCGAGGAGGAGGAGGAGGAGGAGGAGGAUGGCAAAGACGCAUGCUGAAUUGUGUACAUGAAAAACAGCAAACCACACAGAGCCCAUCACUCCAGCCUCUGUCACAGCGGGAUGGGGAUGACAUUUUCAUCCAACAGAGGAGCAGUUCUACUGUAUCCUACUCUCUGCUGUCCUGCUAGAAGGCACAGUUCACUUUAUCAGCUUACAUUUUUUCCCAAAUGAUGAUGAAAUAUACGCUAAAAAUCCUCCCUUAACUUUACUGGAAAGUAUCUGUACAAUCAGGGUUUUUAUUGCAGUUCACUUACCUUCUAAGAUGUAUUUUCUAAAAUGAGAAAUCUUCCAGUUUAAAGUAGAUCUCACACACACACACACGGCAGCAGGAUGGCGCAGUGGCAAGCACUGCUGCCUCGCAGCACUCCAAACAUGGGGUGCUCUCUGUGUGUGUGAGAGUGUGUGUUCUCCCCCUGUUCUUGUGGGGUUCCUCUGGUUGCUCCCGUUUUCUUCCAACUCGCAACCAUACCGGUGGGCGGAUGAGCUUCAGGGAGACUCGGCCGUGGUGCCCCGUGAUGGACAGGCGUGUACCCCGUCUUGGGCCUGCUGCGUGCCAGGAUAGGCUCCAGCUCCCCCGUGACCCUAGAUUGGAAGAAAGGUUAGGAGACGGACGGAUGGACAGUUUAUGUCAAGUGUCGCAGCAAUAAAAAGCCUUUUUUUCAUGCUCGAAUUAAUUAAAUCAUUCUAACUCUUCAGAAUUUGGGUUUCAAAGCCUCUUGCUUUUCACUGGGUACCAUAUCAAACAGUUAAGUUGUUGCAGGGUGUCCUGAGUCAUGGGGUUUAAUUUAACAGUCUAAAAUGAAAAUCAAAUUAGGUGUAAUAUUUCUUACCACAUGAAGUCACUCAACAGAAUAGAAUCAAUUGCGGUCUUCAAUAGAAAACGGCUUUGCUCCUGUCCAAAACUAUUUAGCCAUCCGUUCUUCAGUCCUUCCGUACAUUUUCAUCCAAUACAGGGUCACAAGGGAGCUGCUGCCUAUCCCAGCAAGCAACAGGGGCAAGGCAGGAGAACCUCUGGCUGGGACAUCACAGGACAGCCUCCUAGUCUUGGACUCGAUGCAGCACAGCUCACUUUUAAAGCACUGAUUACUAAAUGACACUUAAAAUACAUCUUUAAAAAUACUAUUGGAUAUGAGGAUUCUUUCAUACUAAGAAAUGAAACAGUUAAGGAAAUGUAACCAAUUAAAGGUGUCCUCGGGAAGCUUUUCUAUUCUAAAUUAGACAUUUCUCAACAAAAGAGUUUUAGUUACAGCCUUAGCCACAGUCCAGCGAAUUGAGUCCUAAGUUUCCUAAGAGAAUGUUCCAGUCAAAGACUAAAGACAGCUUCUUCAUUAUUCAAAAUCAAUGAAUGAUCUGGCUUUGCCAAGGAGCUGUGUUUUGCUGAGAACCCAUUUAAACCACUAAUGCCUCUCACAGGAGUGGCCUGGAUUGAUUUAAGCAUUGACAGACAACAGAAUUCACUCUUGGUUGCUAAUUAAAUAGACCUAAUAUUGGGAUGCCUAGAUGGGUACAUAUCCGAACACAGUGAGAUAUUCCAGCUGAGACUAAUCGACAACAUAAGACAUGAAGAGCACUUGUGAAAAAUGAGAUGAGGCCGUUUGCAUUCUUGAGGAUUACUACACUAUCCUUCCUGAAUUUACUUUGCUUAUUUUUUUAUUAUUUCUUAAUCAUGAGUCAUAAAAUACAAUAAAUAUAAAUGAUGAUAGACUUUA
This is a messenger RNA of Lepisosteus oculatus (spotted gar), 8400 nucleotides long. NCBI's taxonomy places the organism in Eukaryota, Metazoa, Chordata, Actinopteri, Semionotiformes, Lepisosteidae. The record is from RefSeq and is a predicted model, not a curated record.